Nerophis lumbriciformis (worm pipefish) is the source of this 1254-nucleotide messenger RNA. The record is from RefSeq and is a predicted model, not a curated record. NCBI's taxonomy places the organism in Eukaryota, Metazoa, Chordata, Actinopteri, Syngnathiformes, Syngnathidae.
AUGUAUUUGUACAAAGCAACAUGCCCGGAUAUCCCCAACCCCAAGCAGAAGGCGUCCAGAAGGCAGAGCGCAGUCCAGGCUCAGGGCCUCGGUCAAGGGAGGCUGGCAGGUCAGACAUGCGCGGGCCCCCGAACCUGUGUGCCUCUGAUGCUGUGGAGCGCCAAAAGACCUCACAAUGCGAGAGAGCUCAAACAGUUGGAGGAGUUUCUCAACUUCCACACAUUGUCGUUGCACGACUCCAUCAAGAGUCAGACAGGCAUGGUGUACAGGAACCUUGGAAAGUCAGGACUGAGAGUAUCUUGCCUAGGACUCGGUACAUGGGUGACUUUUGGGGGUCAGAUAACAGAUGAGGUUGCAGAGCAGCUGAUGACCAUUGCCUACGAGAGUGGGGUCAACCUGUUCGACACCGCCGAAGUUUAUGCUGGUGGCAGAGCCGAAGUGAUUCUUGGAACCAUUAUCAAGAAGAAGUGCUGGAGGAGGUCCAGCCUGGUCAUUACAACCAAACUUUACUGGGGAGGAAAAGCAGAGACAGAAAGAGGACUGUCUAGAAAACAUAUAAUUGAAGGACUCAAAGGGUCUUUACAGAGGAUGCAGUUGGAGUACGUUGACGUUGUUUUUGCCAACCGACCUGACAGCAACACCCCUAUGGAAGAGAUCGUCCGGGCCAUGACUUAUGUGAUCAACCAAGGUAUGGCAAUGUACUGGGGAACGUCACGGUGGACGGCAAUGGAGAUAAUGGAGGCUUACUCUGUGGCAAGACAGUUUAAUCUGAUCCCGCCGGUGUGCGAGCAGGCAGAGUACCAUCUCUUCCAGAGGGAAAAAGUGGAAGUGCAACUGCCUGAACUGUAUCACAAAAUAGGAGUCGGUGCGAUGACUUGGUCACCACUGGCGUGCGGCAUCAUCACGGGGAAGUAUGAGAAUGGCAUUCCUGAAACUUCCAGGGCGUCCAUAAAAUCAUAUCAGUGGCUGAAGGAAAAAAUUGUAAGCGAAGAUGGACGAAAGCAGCAAGCCAAACUAAAGGAGCUUAACCACAUUGCAGAGAAGUUGGGCUGCACGCUACCUCAACUGGCUGUUGCAUGGUGUUUAAGGAAUGAAGGCGUAAGUUCAGUCUUGUUGGGAACAUCCAAUCCUGAGCAGCUCACCGAGAACCUUGGGGCCAUACAGGUCCUUCCCAAGAUGAACUCUCACGUGGUGACAGAAAUCGACCAUAUUCUGGGCAACAGGCCGUACAGUAAGAAGGAUUACCGCUCGUAG